CCCGGGGGCAGCACAGUCUGUCAAACCUCACAGGGAUCACUUUGACUGGGGCAGGCCAUUCAUCUCUGCGAAGCUGUGUGUUUGUUUUCUUCCUUCUCGACGCAUCAAAGCAGAGGCGUGAUCAGACACACACCGACAGAUGAACUCGACCAUUCUGCACUGAGUGUGAAAACAGACCCGCCUUGGCUGAAAAUAACGUGGCAGAAACAGGAAACCUGAACGCAUCAUCUCCUGCAGGCUCACCGAUGCAUCAUUUGACACUUGAACAGGUUCCCCAAAUCCACCUCAGCGCCGCAACAACUCAAAGUCUGUCGCUUCGCCUGAACUCUGAGGAUUCGUGAGGAAAACACUGAGACAGAUGACCUCUUUUUACGACGACAAAGACUUGGCGGAAGAUCUCAGUGGAGUUAACUGUCCUGAUGAGGAUUUGGAGUUUGAGUACUUGUUUGAAUAUGAACCACCUUGCAGCGGCUUUGCUGCGGGAGAUCAAGAUGACCCCAACCUCACAUCUCACAAAAUCUUCAGCCCAGAGUCUGAGCAGGCCUUCCCUCUGCAGGACACCUCGCCUUACGGCAUCAAGUCCUGCAGCCCCUCCUACAGCAACCACAACAACACAGAGGUUCUCUCGGGAUAUGAGAACCAGGAGGCCAGACACUACCUGGACGGUACCCGGCCUGCAGGCCUGGCACUGAGCCCGCGCAUCGAGAUCACCCCAUCCCGCGAGCACUACAACUAUGUCCUGGACUCCCUGCAGAACCAGAACCUGAACAUCAGCCCCAGACCCACCCUCACCGUGCCUGGCCAUGACAGCCUUGCCUACCGUGAGCCUCAGUGCCUGAGUCCAGCCAGCAGCAACUCCUCCACCAGCUGGCACUCUGAGAGUUAUUCCCCCUGGGCAUCCCCCUGUGUCUCCCCCAGCAGUGGCCAGAACCCCGCAGACCUGUGCCCCAUAUUACGGAACAUCCACACUGGCUCCCCCCGCACCUCCCCGGGAACCUCACCCCGCACCAGCCUAGCCGAGGACGGCUGCCUGGGAACCCGCUCGCCCUCCUCCAGACCCGGCUCCCGCUCCACCUCCCCGCAGGGCAAACGCACCUACGACAUGUACAGGAACCCGGGCCUGGUCCUCGGGCACCGCUCCCGCAGUCCCUCCCCCCACAGCGUCCAUGAAGAUCACAAUAUAGGCGCCCACUAUACACACAGCAGCCUGGCCGAGGCCAUGAAUGGUUUUGGCACCGGCCAGCCAGGCCUCAUGCCCACUAAAAUAGUCAAGACAUCCAACCAGGUUUACACUCUAUACCCAGAGAACCACGCAGAAGGGAACUACCUGGUCUCAUGUGACCAGGACCUAAAAAACAAACCUGCUACAGAGCCUUUCUUUGUUAUCCCCCCAAUCUGGUCCAAGCCGCUGGUUCCCAGCAUCUGCAGCAUCCCUGCUGCUUCCCUCCCGCCGCUGGAAUGGCCGAUGCCCAGACGCACAGACCAGUAUGAACUCCACAUCGAGGUGCAGCCCAAACCCCACCACAGAGCUCACUAUGAGACGGAGGGAAGCAGGGGUGCAGUCAAAGCCCCCACAGGAGGACACCCUGUUGUGCAGUUACAUGGCUACAGAGGCAAGGAGCCACUUGGCCUGCAGAUCUUCAUUGGAACAGCAGAUGAGCGCAUCCUCAAGCCACACGCCUUUUACCAAGUGCACCGCAUCACUGGGAAGACGGUCACCACCACCAGCUAUGAGAAAGUUAUCCACGGCACCAAAGUCCUUGAGAUCCCACUGGAGCCAAAAAACAACAUGAAAGCAAUAAUCGACUGUGCAGGGAUCCUGAAGCUCAGGAAUGCCGACAUCGAGCUGAGGAAGGGCGAGACGGACGUCGGUCGGAAAAAUACCCGUGUUCGUCUUGUGUUUCGCGUGCACAUACCUCAACCCGGAGGACAGCACGUCUCUCUCCAAGUGGCCUCGCAUCCCAUCGAGUGCUCCCAGCGCUCGGCUCAUGAGCUUCCCAUGGUUGAGAAGCAGGACCUGGACAGCUGCUCCGUGCUCGGAGGCCAGCAGAUGAUCCUGACCGGGCAGAACUUCAGCUCCGAUUCCAAGGUCAUCUUUUUGGAAAAAACCCAGGACGGACAGCAAAUCUGGGAAAUGGAAGCAACGGUGGACAAAGACAAGAGCCAACCUAGUAUGCUGUUCGUGGAGGUGCCAUCCUAUCAGGACUCGUCUGUCUGCCAUCCUGUGAAAGUCAACUUCUACGUCAUCAACGGCAAAAGGAAGCGCAGCCAGCCUCAGCACUUCGCUUACACACCACUGGCAUCUCCAUCCAUCAAGACAGAGCCCCUCGAUGAGUAUGAAGCAGACCACAUGGGUUUUGCCAUGCCUCAGAUCCUGGGUUUAUCCCCGCAUUCCUACUACCACAACCCACGCAACGCGCUCCAUCCGGACAACGGCCUGGUCUCCAGCAUGGCCUCCUGCCAGCGCCUCAGCUCCAGCCUCCCCAACCAGGACGCUCGUUUCCAGCAGCAGAGCCCGGCCAUCGUGUUUUCCCGCGGGGGGAAGAGUCUGAGCGGCAGUCCCGGCCUCUACCAGCAGACGGGAGGGAUGAUGCCUGACCCCCACCGCUCGGUGCUGGUCCACACGGGCUCCCCUGUGGGUCCCAUCAGUGUCGGCCAGCCCUCCAUCAUCCAGUUCUCCCCCACCAACCACCAAGUGCUUCGGGGAGGAGACCCCGAACCCCAGGAGAUCAUCUACUGCGACGGCUACUCUCCACAAGCAGCAGCCGCACAGUCACCCACUCCCCCCCAGGUGACCCAACCUCAGCAUUACUCCACCGUGAUCCAGCAGCAGCCCUUGGUGCAGAAAGGGCAGCAGAAGGGCCGCGAUCCGCCCGGCACGGGGCAGAUAGAGGCUCCAGGGGACGGGCAGCGGAGGGUGACGGUCAAAGAGGAGAACCUGGACCAGGCCUACCUAGAUGAUGAAUUAAUGUCAGGCCACAUCCAGCAGCAGGCAGGAGGUUGGACGUCUUCCUCACUUUGGAGUUAAAGUGAAUGAGAUCAUAAGAAAGGAUCUGACGGGCGUUCAGGCCAGAGGGCAGACAUAGAAGCAGGAAAUGACAACACCCCCCUCCUCCUCGACACACACAGACAGAUGCACACACACGUUCUUCAACCUUCCAGUGAGGUGACGCACAUCCACAAACAAUCAGACCUUCUCUUCCUCGUUUUCUGUACCCAUAGAGAUACAAAUAUCAGCUCCCGGCAGCUGUGUUUGCUUUGGAUUUUUUUAUUUUCCUGCAAUAAACAGUUUAAUUUGGCAAGAAUUUAUUUGGACUCACAACGUCUGCCACCCAGCAGGUUUCCAAAAAACGGAUGAACAACAACGGGCGAAUUUGCCUCAUAUUUUAUUUUAUUUUACGGGGAAUAAAGAGAUAAAAUGAGGGGAAUUAAAUGUCUCCCCAGAAUGCCUUAGCCAUUCUGUCCGGGCAAUAAACACCUGAUUGCCUCCUACAUGUUUGCCUAAUACUAGUGAAUGACUCUUAUGUAGCAGCUGGUUUACAUUUGUAGUGAACAAGUUGGUAAACGGCUUUAAUCCAUACCAAAAACGAUAUAUCAAAUAUGACUUUUGCUAAAAAUCCUUUUCAUUCUUCUUGCACAGAGUGUGUGUUCCGUCUGUGUGUAACUCCAUAUGCAGUUUUACAUGAAAACCUUGUCCAAAGCUUACAUGCUGAUCAUCUCAUUUUAAGUGCAGUUUUCUAAUGGAAGUGAAGCGCACACUGCCUUAACCAUAAACAAAUGAAAUAUUGUGACACCUCCUAGUAUGCACUGUUUUUUAAAAACAGGGGGUCAAUGUUAUAACUUUUUUAUAUAAUAUUUGUGAAUAAUGUGCCAGUUUAUAUGCGUAAAAUAUAUAUUGCAUUAUAUUCAGGUUAUAAUGCCAAAGUGGCUUCACAGGGGCCUGCCAUGCUACAGCAAUAGCAUGUAGCUUAACUUUUUUUAAAUGGUUUGUUUGCUUACGUUCAUUAUUUUUCAGUCUUGCGUAGACAACGAUUUUUAAAUCUGACUAAUGCAAGCUAAAGUGAGAAACUUUAUUUUUGUCUAUAUUGUUUUUAUGGAUCAUCAGUUGAAAUCAAAAUAUCCCAAAGCUUAUGCUGAGUGUAUUGUUUUCUGUAUAGUUGACAUUUUGAGUAUCCUUAACAUCUAAAGCUACGUGCCUGCUUAUGCAGAAACUUGCCAAUGUAAAGAGCAUUCGUAUUUUCUGUAAUGGUCAUUAUACUUUAUACACACUGUCAGCACAGUAGGGAGACGGUGUGUAUAAAUCACGUGCUGAUACAGCUCGGUUUGUUAAAAAAAGAGUGUAUUUUAAUAGAUUAUUUUUCUAACAUUUCACUGAGUGAAUUGGAGUACAUUGAAAUUGCCAAGUGCUAUUUUCUAUUGUAAAAAAAUGUUGAAAAUGAAUGAAAACAUAUGGAAAUGUAAUCUUAAAGAAGAGAAUAAAUUGUAAGACUGAAUCUAUUUUUUUUUAAUGGAACUAUUGGAAAGAAAAAUUAAACAAGAAUUGAUUUUGUAAUAUUAUUAAAGCUAAUAUUGAUUUAUAAAUGAUAUUUCUUAUUGAGCCAGUGCAUUUGACAUUUCUUGAAUGUAAUCUUUAUCAAAUAAUUUUUCCCCUUUUCUGUAAAUAUUACAAAUUGAGUAAAUAGAAAUAAACUGUUGUCUGUCAAGUAUUUUACAUGUUGUUGUGUUAAUAAUAAACACAAUGUUAUAGUUAUCAUCAUUCUUUUUUAUUUGUUUUAUCACGAUGCAAAACCUAAAACUUUCAUAGUUUUUAUUUUUGUUUAGUCAUUUGUUAUAAUUUUAUAGUCUUUAGAGAAAUCAUUGUUAAUGAAAUCCUUUUUUUUUAAUACUGUUUUAUUUUGUGUGUUCAUAGUUAUCAUGUAUUGGUUUCAUUUUGAGUCUGUACUGGACUUCGUGCCUUCUUAAAAAAUCUGUUUUUUGCUAUUUUUGUACCCGUAAAAAGUAGCAAUAAAUAACAACCGUAUACAUCACGA
Messenger RNA from Eleginops maclovinus (Patagonian blennie), 5030 nucleotides. It is a transcript of the gene nfatc2a, whose product is annotated as nuclear factor of activated T cells 2a. Gene Ontology annotation, molecular function: transcription factor binding; RNA polymerase II cis-regulatory region sequence-specific DNA binding; DNA-binding transcription factor activity, RNA polymerase II-specific. Gene Ontology annotation, cellular component: transcription regulator complex. NCBI's taxonomy places the organism in Eukaryota, Metazoa, Chordata, Actinopteri, Perciformes, Eleginopidae. Bases 359 to 3028 code for a protein of 889 amino acids. Gene Ontology annotation, biological process: regulation of transcription by RNA polymerase II; calcineurin-NFAT signaling cascade; cytokine production. The transcript is spliced from 11 exons. The record is from RefSeq and is a predicted model, not a curated record.